AUGGAGCAUCUUCCGGUGGAAGUCAUCGGCAACAUCCUCUCUCGUCUCGGCGCCGCUCGUGACGUCGUAAUCGCCUCCGCCACUUGCCGGAAAUGGCGAGAAGCCUGGCGCAUCCACCUUCACACACUCUCCUUCAACUCAAACGACUGGCCUGUUUAUCACGAACUCACAACUAGCAGACUCGAAAUCCUCAUCACUCAAACAAUAUUCCAAACCACCGGCCUCCAAUCUCUCUCAAUCAUCAUGGACGACGUCGACGAGUUCUCCGCCGCCCCCGUCAUCGCCUGGCUCAUGUACACCCGAGAAUCCUUGCGUCAACUACAUUACAACGUAAGAACAUCACCCACCAUUAACAUCAUAGAAAAAUGCGGGCGUCAAAAACUCGAAAUCUUAAAUCUAUCUCACAACACCAUAACCGGAGUCGAACCAAGUUAUCAACGAUUCCCAUGCUUAAAAUCUCUCUCCUUAAGUCACAUCUCCAUUUCUGCUCUCGAUCUAAGUUAUCUCCUCACCGCCUGCCCUAAAAUCGAGAUUCUCACACUUCUAAGCCUCGACAUCGCCAUGUCAGACGCCCAAACAUCAAUGGAAUUGAACUCUCCAUCUCUAAAAGAUCUAUCCGCAGAAGCCAUAAGUCUGGAAAAGUUCAUUCUGGAAGCAGAUAAUCUCGAGAAGUUACAACUGAAAGAUUGCACGCUGGAAGUUUUUGAACUCAUUGGCAAAGGUACGUUAAAACUUCUUAAAAUCGAUGAUGUGAGUGUGAUUCAUCUGGAUAUCGGUGAAAACACGGAGAAUCUUGAAGUGGUGGACGUUAGUAAUUUCACAAUCAUGUGGACGAAGUUUCAUCAUAUGAUUUCAAAAGCUUCAAAGUUAAGAGGGCUUCGGCUAUGGGGAGUUGUGUUUGACGAUGAAGAUGAAGUGGUGGACAUGGAGACGAUUUCCGUUUGUUUUCCUCAAUUGACGCAUUUAUCUUUGUGUUAUGAUUUGAAAGAGGGGUCGCUUCAGUACAGUUUGCAGAGAUGCUUUGAGUUGAAGAAUGUGAUAAUGUUGGAAUUGGGGUGGACGGUGAUUACUGAUUUGUUUUCGCAGUGGGUGGGUGGGCUUUUGGAGAGGUGCCCGAAUCUCAAGAAGUUGAUUAUUAAUGGAGUUGUGUCAGAGGCUAAAAGCCAUGAAGAAUGCCAGGUUUUGGCUAAUUUUACCACAUCCAUCGUUGGUUUAAUGCGGAGGUAUUUGCAUGUUGAUGUUCAGUUUGAAUAUGAAUAA
Lactuca virosa is the source of this 1260-nucleotide messenger RNA. Lineage: Eukaryota; Viridiplantae; Streptophyta; Magnoliopsida; Asterales; Asteraceae. The record is from the annotation of a GenBank genome assembly.